AUGGCGGCCGCUGCGUCCUCCGCGCUGCACGCCGUCGGCGCCGUCGCCUCCGCCAAGCCCAGAUCCGCCGCCCCAGCGGUGGCGAGGAGGAGGAGCGUGCGCGUGGCCGCGGCGGCCAAGGGAGGACCGGGCUCUUCGGGGAGAGGCAGGAUGGUUGCUCGCAGCGCCGUUGCAGCCAAGGCGGAUGAGGCGGCCGCGGCGGCGGGAUCCAAGUCAGGCGGCCAUGAGUUGCUGUUGUUUGAGGCCCUUCGCGAAGCUUUGAUAGAAGAGAUGAAUUUGGAUCCAACAGUGUGCGUCAUAGGUGAAGAUGUUGGUCACUAUGGAGGUUCAUACAAGGUGACCAAAGGGUUGGCUGAGAUGUUUGGAGACCUUCGGGUUCUUGAUACCCCUAUCGCUGAGAACUCCUUCACCGGCAUGGGAGUUGGAGCAGCAAUGAAAGGGCUCAGGCCUGUUGUAGAAGGCAUGAACAUGGGUUUCCUUCUCCUCGCCUACAACCAGAUCUCAAACAACUGUGGUAUGCUUCACUACACCUCAGGGGGUCAGUUCAAGAUCCCGAUUGUGAUCCGAGGCCCUGGUGGUGUUGGUCGUCAGCUUGGUGCUGAGCACUCACAGCGGCUGGAGUCAUACUUCCAGUCAAUCCCUGGCCUUCAAAUGGUUGCUUGCUCCACUCCUUACAAUGCCAAGGGCCUGAUGAAGGCAGCCAUAAGGAGCGAGAACCCAGUGGUGCUGUUUGAGCACGUCCUCCUAUACAACCUGAAGGAGAAAAUCCCCGACGAGGAGUACAUCUGUUGCCUGGAGGAGGCGGAGAUGGUGCGCCCAGGUGAGCACGUGACCAUCCUCACGUACUCCCGCAUGAGGUACCAUGUGAUGCAGGCCGCCAAGACCCUGGUGAACAAAGGGUACGACCCCGAGGUCAUUGACAUCAGGUCGCUGAAGCCGUUCGAUCUGCACACCAUCGGGAACUCGAUCAAGAAGACCCACCGCGUGCUGAUCGUGGAGGAGUGCAUGCGGACGGGCGGCAUCGGUGCCAGCCUGAGGUCGGCCAUCAUCGACAACUUCUGGGACUACCUGGACGCCCCCAUCAUGUGCCUGUCGUCGCAGGACGUACCGACCCCGUAUGCUUCAACUCUGGAGGACGCCACCGUGGUGCAGCCUGCGCAGAUCGUGGCCGCUGUUGAGCAGAUCUGCCAAUAA
Miscanthus lutarioriparius is the source of this 1194-nucleotide messenger RNA. Lineage: Eukaryota; Viridiplantae; Streptophyta; Magnoliopsida; Poales; Poaceae. The record is from the annotation of a GenBank genome assembly.